GGGCAGGGCUCCAAAGUGCGCUUUUUAGUGUUCUUUUUAAUGAGCAGCAGAAGGCCGGAGGGAGAGGAGGAGGAAUAAGGUGUGCGGACACAGGCAUUGUUUACCCGAGUGCCGGCUCCCGUGUGUGUGCGUGGUGGAAGCUAGACGGGGCUCGAGGUGCCCAUUUGUUCAUCAGAAAUUUCUUAAUGUUUUGACAGAGAAAUGGAUUUAAGUGGAACGCAGUUUCCAGGCUAAACAACAAAAUACGCUUAAGCCAUGGAGUCCAACCAGGAAUCCUCGCUCUUCCUGGUGAAGAUCUUGGAGGAGCUGGACACAAAGCAGAAUACUGUUUCUUACCAGGACCUCUGCAAGUCCCUGUGCGCGAGGUUUGAUUUAUCCCAGUUGGCCAAGCUCAGAAGCGUGCUGUUUUACACCGCUUGCCUGGAUCCUAAUUUCCCAGCGACUUUGUUCAAAGACAAAAUGAGAUGCACUGUAAACAAUCAGCAAUCAAAGAAAAUCAUGGUUGCGGCAGAUAUAGUAACAAUAUUCAACCUCAUACAAAUGAACGGGGGAGUGGCCAAGGAGAAACUUCCAGUUGCAAGGCAGAAAGUGAAAAAGAAAGAGUCCUUCGAGUCCUGUAGGUCUGACACAGAAAUCUGCAAUAUGGCAGACUGCGUGCCCAACUGUGAGCUGAACGACCAGGAGUUUAACCGGGGCUUUCCAGUCAGAAGGUCUUCAAAAUGCAGAAAGAUGGACUGCAAAGACUGUCAACAGUUUGUCCCCUCGUCAGAACCCAACUUUUUACUUGGUGUUAAUAAGGAGAUGAAGGGUCGGGCUGCCUCUCUGGACAGGCUGCAGGCGCUGGCGUCCUACUCCAUCGCCACAUCUCCACCAUGUGAGAUGCAGAGUACGUACUUCCCCAUGAACAUUGAAAAUGAAUCUAUUUCAGACCAGGACUCCUUGCCUAUAAGUGCGGGCAUAAAAGAAACUUUCAUUUCAAAUGACGAGCCGUUUGUGAUGCAGUCGUGUGUUCAGAAAAGAAAUAUAUUCAAAGAAGAUUUUCAUAAUCUGAUUACAAUAUCUCCCAACUUAAUACCAUCCAACAAAAAGCCAGAAGAUGGACACAGAGAGCCUCAGAACAGGAAAGAAAGCUCUAAGCAAGUUUUCUUCAACCACAGCUUUGAAAUGCCAUACAGCAGCCAGUACUUGAAUCCAGUUUAUUCGCCUAUACCAGACAAAAGACGAGUGAAGCAUGAAAGUUUAGAUGAUCUUCAAGCUUCAACGUAUUUUGGCCCAACUACUAUUCUCGGGCCCCAGGACACCAAAAAGUGGACUGGAAAGCCAACCAAGCAAACUGCCUGGCCAGCUAAAAGCUGGAGCUUAAAUACUGAGGAGGUACCUGACUUUGAACGAUCAUUUUUUAAUAGGAAGCAGUCUGAAGAGAAGCCGCGAUACCAGAGUUCGAACAACCCAUCUCCAAACUUUCCUUCAGCUGACAGGCAUCAGUCCUACCUAAACACGAAGGAUCAGCAACCAAUUAUGCAGGCAAACUACGCUGUGAAACCAAAUGGGCAUAAACCCAAGGAAAUUCCUUCCAUUCUAGAUGUGGAGAAACAUGAGCCAGUCAAAAAGUUUAAGGAUAAAAGCAUUAAUUGCACUUCUGUUCAGAUCUUAAGCAUUGACAGGACCACGAGUGUUGGGACGCAAACGGAGCAGCAAAUGCUGGACCACAAGAAAUGCAAGGAUUUGUGUGUGGGGGGCCAAGCCAAGUAUGGAGAGCGGCACUCUCUUAAGCAGUCGGAUGAUGACUCUGAAAUCGUCAGUGAUGACAUCAGUGACAUUUUCCGGUUUUUGGAUGACAUGAGUAUUAGCGGGUCCACAGGAGUGAUGCAAUCUUCGUGCUACAACAGCACUGGUUCUUUGUCUCAGGUGCAUAAAUCAGACUGUGAGAGCUCACCUGAGCACAAUCUGACUAAAAUCUCCAAUGGGAGUGCCUGUAACAAAUUGGAUAAAGUGGUCCGGGCAGAUAUCAGUAACACAGAUGAUGAACUAAAAACGAGUGUCUGCAAAUUAGUUUUGAGGAUUGGUGAAAUAGAGAAGAAACUGGAAUCUCUCUCAGGUGUCCGAGAAGAAAUCUCCCAAGUCCUGGGAAAACUAAGCAAAUUGGAUCAAAAAAUUCAGCAGCCAGAGAAGGUCAGUGUACAGAUAGAUCUCAAUUCUUUAACAAGUGAGGCUGCAUCAGAUGAGAGUAACUCCCCGCAGAUAUUUCAGUGCCACAAUACUCCUCAUGGAGGCAAACUGGAGAAUAAUCCAGAAUGGUGCUGUUCAGAUGCCAGUGGAAGUAAUAGUGAGAGUCUUCGAGUAAAAGCCUUAAAAAAAAGUUUGUUUACUAGGAGGUCAUCAAGAUCAUUAACAGAAGAAAACAGUGCAACUGAAUCCAAAAUAGCAAGUAUUUCAAACUCUCCCCGAGACUGGAGAGCUAUUACUUACACCAACCAGGUUGGCAUUACGGAAGAGGAGAUGAAAGAAAGAGAUGGAGGAGAAAAUAAGGACUGGCACAGGAAAUCUAAAGAGGCAGACAGGCAGUACGAAAUCCCACAGCCACAUAGACUCUCUAAACAACCAAAAGAUGCUUUCUUGAUUGAACAAGUCUUUAGUCCUCAUCCCUACCCUGCAUCGCUCAAGUCACACAUGAAAAGCAACCCGCUCUACACAGACAUGAGGUUGACAGAGCUGGCCGAAGUGAAACGUGCCCAGCCAUCAUGGACCAUAGAGGAAUACACGAGGAAUUCGGGGGAUAAAGGCAAGAUUGCAGCACUGGAUCUACAAACUCAAGAAUCUUUAAACCCAAACAACUUAGAAUACUGGAUGGAAGACAUUUAUACUCCUGGCUAUGAUUCCUUAUUAAAACGCAAAGAAGCCGAGUUCAGAAGAGCAAAGGUUUGCAAGAUAGCUGCCCUGAUAGCAGCGGCAGCUUGUACGGUUAUUCUGGUCAUUGUAGUUCCCAUUUGUACAAUGAAAUCCUGAACCUGCGGACAGACCCGUGACUCCCAGCUGUGUGUAUCUCAGAUAGCUCACGCUGUGUUUCAGACGUCUGAUGGCAAAACUGUAAGGAAAUCGCUAAGGAAGAAUAUUCUGAGGAUAUCCUGACGGAGAAUGCUGUAAACGUAGGCAAAACACAAAACAACUAGAGAAACAUUUUUUUUUGAAAAGUAUUAUUUUAAAUAACAGACUGUGUGGCAGAGUUAAUAGGAACUCGGUUCAAUUUUUAUGCAUUUUUAAAAGUGCAAUAUUUUUUUUUCCUAAAGAAACAAUAUAAUGUUUUACAGAAUCAGAGACUGAUGAGAAUCCAGGCAAAAGAGAAAGGUCGUCUGAGCUAUGUUGCAUUUCACGGAGGUAUGGGUACAUGGAGGUAGCACUGUAUAGAAGGGAAUGUUCUAUAUGCAUUACAUCAGGGAGCUAGGAAGGUCUUAAAGCUCUCUACAAUGUAGAAAACUCUGAAUGUAUUGUCUUUAUUUUAUAGUAUUUAUGUAUUUCAUGAUCAUUUGAUUGAAAGCAGACUGUGUAGCCAUGAACAGAAUUCAUUCCUAUGUUCAGAUUAAAAAGGGCUCUUUGUAUUUGGUCUUGCCCUAAGACCCACUCUAUCAUCACUGAGUACUUAGAUAAGUGCAAUGUGCUGCAGACCAAAAAGAUUAUGUUUUAAAGCAAUCACAAAAGGUUUUAGUUGCUUCUGUUGAAUAACAUUUGCAUAGAACUGGCAAACUUGCCUUGCCAAAAGGGUAUUCUUUACCUCCACAGACAGUGAAAUUGUCUCAAUUUCACUCCCGCCAGCAAGCAAAGCUGGAAAAUCAAAGCAAUGCUCUGUUAAAGUUCUUGGAAAUGUAAUCUGAACAGUUAUAAUUUUUUUCACAAAGUCUUUGUGCCUUUUUUUAGACCGUAGAUUAAAUAGAACUGCUUAAUUUUGCUAUUUUAAGCCCACAACAUAAAUCACAGCAUAAUGGGUACUAAUGGAGGUUCUUUUCCCGCAAGCCUUCUAUACAGUUCAGAGUGCUCCUCAAACAGCAGGGCUGGUGGUUACUGAGCACUUAUAUUAAGGGCACAGUUUUUCAGCACUAGUGGAAACUUGCUGUUAAUGCAUUGCAUUCGGCAUGGGGAGAUCUUUUGCUUCCCUCUUGCUAAUGUACUUAAGAAUGAUGGUUGACUCUACCGGACAGCAAGCAGUCUGUAUCCCAUGGGAAAUAUCCAUUUGAUGCUUUAUCCCAAAUGCAAAUAGCAGGUUCAAAGGAAUUCUCAAGCUAUGACAGAAAUUACCUGCCAUGGUUAGGGAAAGCAAAUACCCAGACAGUAUUACUCUUCUGUCAAGUAUAGAUGAAAAAAAAAAAGUAAAAAAAAAAAAUAUUUUCGGGAAAUAAUGUGAUCUUGCUGGUCUUCUAAGGGAAAGGAGAUUCUUCUAGUGAAUGAUCUUUAUGUAGGGUAAUUUGGUUUCUUCAGAAGCAGCCUCCCUACACGAUGACACAGCAGCUAGGAAAGCAUCGGAUGCUUGUUCCUCCUGCUCUCUGGGAUGUGCCGUGCUCACUGUUUGUUUUUGGCUGGUUUAAAAAAAGUAGUGAGGAAAGGGUGUGUGGGAGGCAAAGGCUUUGUUGUGACUUUAGAUGUGUGUCAGUUCUUUGCUGCAGCUGGAGAGCUGUUUAUGUGCUGCUCGUGUGCUGUAUUUUAUUUAGGGAUAGGUGAUCCCUGGGACCGCUGAUCUAUCAGAAAAUAAGCACAGGGUCAGGUGUCCCGUCAGCAAAUACAGAACAAGGAUAAGCCCCUAGACCAAAAUCUGUGCCUGCCUGGCCUGAAUCCUGACCCAAAUUCUGUAGCUUUGGACCAUUCCUAAUACCAAGAUUAUUUCUCUUUCCUCCCAGAUGCUGCAGGAUGGAGUCACAGCAGGGAGGGAGCAGUUCACACUGUCUAUUUUAGGCUGCCUUCGGUUAUGGUAUGAUUCAGAGCACCUGAGUUUAGGAGCUCAGGAUCCGUACAUAGUAAAUAUAGACAGGUAGAGAAACCUCCGGGGAUGAUUUGGAGCUGCCAGCAAGAUAUCUAAUAUUAGACAUGUGAAUACUCUCCGGAGGGCAUUGCUCUGCAGUUUACCUUAUGCACAAUUUAGGUUGAUUGUAUAUGUAAAAAAAAAUCUAUUCCUGGUUCCAGGUAAUGUCAGAAAACCCUUUUACACCCCUCCUUGGCCUGGCGAUAGCAAGCACAAGGCGCUGUCGGAAAGAGCAGCGUGGCCCUGUGGUGGGACAGUCUCGUCCCCCGUCUGCCCGCGCUGGCGGUGACAAGUCCCUUGGAGGUGCAGGAUGAGCGUGGGACGGACACUGGGCAGGCCCCUCGCCUUCGCCAACCCCCCCUCUGCUAGCUCGAGCGGUCUGACCCUGCUGCCCCCAACCCAAAAUCAGCAGCGCUUCCUCCAUUGCAUCUCAGUAAUCUGAUUUUAGAAAAUAACUGAAUAUCUAAGUGGAGAUGCGAGAAGGGUGCAGGAGAUGUUAUUGAUUAGAGGGGCGGGCUGGGGCUGUGCUUGCACUGAUGCAUUAGAGGAGAUGUAAGGACCCCUGUUUUGUAUAUGCAGGGAUUAUUUUUUUUUUUGUCUAUGCAAGACUCAUCUAGCUGGCACCGGAUGAGUCUUUGCAUUAGAGAUGACCAAAAUCCUGGGAAGGAUUUGGCAGGUUGUGGAGCCAUGGGUGACGUGGAGCUGGCCCAACCCAAGCACUCAGCAUCCCAAGCGUCCAUGCUGCUCCUGAUUUAACGAGGUGCUUUUGCUCAUCCUUACUUUGCACAAGCAGCCAGUGGCACCCACCUCCAUCGAGGCAGUGGUUUCCCUACACACCAGACCGUGGUUUGUCAUGGAUCUCCCUCCUGGGGCUUGAUUCGGUUCCUGCAAACUCUGGGACCAUCUCCACGGUGCUGGAAGCCCGAAGGGAGUGGGGAAAGCAGAGUCUAGCUCCCUGUCUCCCUGCUCCACAAAUACCUCUGGGAGCCGCUGCCUUGCCAUCUCCUUCACUCCCUGGCUGCCUCCGGCAGCUCCUCGGCACCACUGGGAUGUGCAUCCCUAGCCGUUCCCGGCAGGUUUUACAACUGGCACAGAGCUCUUUGCUUAAAAUAGGUAAGGAGGUGGAGCAGUGGGAUGCUGCUGCUGGAGGAGAGCAACCGGAGAAGGAGGGACCCUGCGGUUCUGCCCGGAGUAUACAAGCUAGGUGAAAUCCUGACAAUACUAACCUGCAAGAAUAUUGUGAUCAACCUUGUGAACCAGUUACCAACUAGAAUAUACUGUAUGCUAUAUGAUAGACUUUUGUAUAAAAAAAAUAAACAAAUUAAAGCUAUAGGUACAUUGUAAUCCUCGGUGUGAUUGAAAAAAGUGUCCUAGAUUGUAUUAAUUAAUUAAAAUAAUGAUGAGCAUAUUGAACUGUUUUUCGUAUUUAUGCCUUAUAAACUUGAUAUAUUACACAUGAUAAAAUGAAACUGCAAGAAUUAUCAAAAAGAUACUCCAUUUUGGGGGCAAAUCCCAUUUGCUUUUCCUAAAUCAAGAGUACUGCUUGAAAUGAGCUCAAUAAAUCAUGUGUGCAGAAAAGCAAGAGCAGGAUCUGUCCCCAAAUGACUUUUUAGGAUUUUUUUUUUUUAACGGGGCUUUGGUUAAUGUACUAUGUAAUAAUUUUAUUUUAUAAAGUUACUGUACAAUGUUGCCUUUUGGUUCAUUUAAAUAUAAUACCAAAUAAACUUGAAAAUUACAGCGUCCUAAGUUUUACUGAAACAGUUAUAAUAAUUUAUUACUCUGUUGCUUUUCCUCUUUUUUUUUUUUUUUCCAGAGACAUCAAGAUAGCCAUGGGAUGCAACUGUCUCAGUGUUACAUAACUAAGCAGCCUAUCUAGUUCUUGGCAGAAUUGCUAAUGGAUUUCUCACUUGUGAAAUAAUAAGAUGGCAGAAGAUAAAGCAAAAUGAGUUUGUUGGGUUUCUUUUAAAAGCUCCUUUGCAUCACAUUGUCUGGGCUUCUGGGAGAUUAGCUCUUGACACUAAUCAUAAUAUUUCAUUUUAUAGGUUAUUUCAUGACUGAGUUUUGCCAUAUCAACUGUUUUAAAAAGGUCAUGACUAAUAUUUUGGUAUCUAUUUCACUAACGUGUUUAUGCAACCACUGUUCCUACUAUAGAUAACUAUUUAUAGUCACCUAUCAACAGACAAUCAGUUUGCUUAGGAUCUCUGUAUGAAUUUAACCUGCUGCUUUUGACUUGUUAAUUGCAAAACCAGGUUGUCUUAAAAUUCCAGGUGUUGAAACAAAGAUAGAGCUGAGCCUACCACUGAAGGUAAUCCAGCAUCAGAGGUUGCAAAAGGCAGCCACAGGAAAGAGGACGUAUAUAAAUAAUGAACAAUGACAUGAAAACAUAGUAAUGUAAGAUCUUGAUUUCCUCAUCUCUAUUGCAGAAGCACCUUUAAUGCAUUGCUUUAGCAAUCCUGGUCAGGGUGGGGAGUGCUGAGUGCUCUCUGCAGGGCUGGGCCACCAGCCCCAGCCUCGGGUGCUCAUGUGUCGUCAGUCAGGCUGCAAACCAUCACAGGUCCCCUUGGGAGGGACUGUGAUUCACAAUUUACCAUUGGUUUCAGUUUUGGAGGUGGUAGCAUGGAUUUGCAUCAAUUUCAGGUUUUUCUCUUGUACCCAUCAAGUCCAGAAGCUUGCAACUAGAAGUGCCCUCUGGAUUUUUAUGUUACAGCAUGAAUCCAGGAGCAGGAGCUUUCAUAAAAAUGCUAAGUGUGACGAGGCUCGUGCCAAAAAAUCCUAAGCACUCUGGCACAGCAUUCCUCAGCUGUCUAUGUAGGAUAUAUAGACCUCAUCUGGGUCAUCGCUGUGCUGGAAGAUGGGGUAGCUGCCAGGUUUCUACAGUAGCUGCUGGAUAGAGUCACUGAGUCUUGAGGUAGAAGAUAGCUCCUACAUGCAAUGCUGUAUCCGUGACCAAGACCCAACCCCAUGAUCUCUGUGCUUCUUUGAAUGUGUCGCUGACAGCGAUCAAUUGUACUGGUUGAAUAAAUUCUUUAUUUCAGAUCUAGCUCUGAUGAAUGGCUCUGCCUGGUGCACAAAAGAGUCACAAGCAAAAUAUGGGAUCUCAGGGCCAUAUGCUGCCCUCUGAGGUGCUCCUGUGACUCCAUCCCGUUGAAUCUGCACAUGGAAGAAGAGAAAGUAGCUGGUAGCCUGCCCAUAGCAGCAUGGUCCUAUUGAAAGGAAAGGAAAGAGCACUAUAUUGUCUAAAGUGCUGCUCUGCUAGUAGUUCUCCCACAAGCUUGGUCACUUUGGAUAACUUCUGAGACCAUGGAGCACUCGGUAUCUUGCAGGCUGUUACAUAAAUCUAUGACAUUCACUUAGAAACUGGAGCAAAAUCUUCAUAAAAGGAAGAAGUGUGCUGUCAGCAGCCAAACUCCUCCCAUAAGUGAAUUGUAAUCAUGGAAGGGAAGAACAUCCUGGGAACUGAAGAGCUAUGUUUAGGGCAAGCAAAGGACAGCACUGCAUGUAUUAUUUUAUCAUCAAGUAUCUCUAAUCUGGAAGAGUUCCUCUACAAACCUUUAGGAAUAAGAGGCUAAUCUAGUGCCUGGUUUUAUUCAGUAUUUGGCUUGUCUGCUGAGACCAAUGGAAAGAGAUGAGUUUAUUAUGUUGAUAUUUGCAGGAAGCUGAGGUGAUAUCGCCAAGACUCUUCAAGCUUAAAAGUGCCAAGGCUACAGGAAUCAACUCUUUAUAUUUCAGAAAUAGUGCAGGCAAAAUACAAUCAUUCAGAAACACCGCAAAGAAGGAACAUGGUGCCAUUUUUGUGUUGUGGAGCAACAUGGCAAUGUAGAAGCACGAACAGGUCCAGUAAAGGACAGGACUUGACAGAUGUCACUUCAUGGCCAAAGUGUCCCACCUCUUAAGUCUUGUCCUGACCCAGCCUCCUUGUAGUAAAAAAUAGUAGUCACGGUGAGACUUGAAUUGCAUUAAUCAAGAGAGAGAUUUCCCUACACAUUGUCAGUCUAUGAAGCUGUCCACCUUCCUGUCUGCAUUCUGUUUUAUUCAAGUUUUCCUCAAUAACAGUGGGUUAUCUUUUCUACUCCUAUCAGUUUGCCAGAGGUUGUAAGUGGUAGAAGUGAAUAAAAUCCUCAAGAAUAAGUUCUGCUGCAAUGAUCUGUUUUACUUAAAUACGUGAUCAAAUGAAAAUGCAGCUUCUGAAGAACACUUUAUAACAAGAGCAGAAUCUGGCAACUUCUUAGAUGGCCUCAAUGACUGUAGUCUUAUGGGAGACUUUGAUCAUAGCUUCCUUCAUCUCUUUUCAUGCUGCUUACAAAGUUAGUCUAUGGAAAAAUGUAGUGUAUGAUUUACUCUAACCAAGGAAAGACAAAUUCAUUCUGAAGGCGGGAGAUGGCCAAUCUCUGGGCUCGAGUCGUGUGUAGAUCUUGAAUGAUUUUGGAGCAGUUGCUCUGGAGAGGAUGUGCCAAGUCACUGACAGCAGGGCCGUACCAGAGAACAUCGUUGUGCUAGUUAUCGACUAUAAUGAAAUGGAAAGGUGACCUUCUGCAGUCAGGUUUCAUUAUUUCAGAAUUGGAGAUGAACUUUCCCCAAAAUUGUAGGGUAUAAUGGGUAUCUGUGCACUAACCCUCCCAACAGCCCUGUCUGCACACCUACAUUUUGAGCCAUCUGGAAGCUCUUAUGGGCCAGGAGCCAUACCCUGAAGCAGGACAGUCUUCUUCAGGGGACCUGUGGUUGUUACUGAAGGAAUUCAGCCUUUAUUUACUCCAUAAGAGAAGUUUCCCACCACUGCUGAUCUGCAGGCACUGCUCAGUUGCUGUUCUGCGACUGCCGCGCUACAUUGCAGUAUUUCAGGAGGAAAAGUGGAGAAUGACUUUUCCAUUUGAAGCCAUAUGAGGGGAUUCAGCCAGACAGCAUGUAAUUACCCUAGCUGGAGCCGGGCCAAGGGAGAGGAUCUGUGGCUCCCCAUCUGCAGGCUUUUUUUCAGCACUUAAAUGAGAGAUUGCACGGAACACAUUGAAAUUAAUGAAACAAACUUGGUUUCUGUCUGGACACCUCCUCCAUCAUGCCCACAUCAGACACAAAUAACUCACCAGUAUCGUGUACCCUAGACUGCCCUUCAAAGGCUCAGCUUACAAGCCCAAAUGAAAGAGCAGCUGGAGGCAAGGAGCCUUUCCCAUUCAUUCAGGCUGAAAUCAAAUGGCAAAUGUUGGCUUCGUUUCAGUACAGCAGGAUGAAUACCAUGGUGCUCCACCACCUUCCCCAGAAGGUCCUCGUUUGAUGGAUCCCUUCUGGGACCCCCAGCGCAGCAUCUCUCUCUGCCACAGCUGAAAGCAGCCGUGUCUGGCAGAGUGGGUCACGAGUGGUGGAGUUAGAUUCGACUCCAUCCUAGCUCUCAGCUCUUCCUACCUGAAUGAUCUGGAUUUGCUAUUACUCGUGGUAAGCUCACAGAAGGGACAUGUGUGGCAACAUCUUUUUAUUUUCAUGUUUCCUCCUUGUACCAUUCUUUAACAUUACUGUAAACAUCCGUGCUUACUCAUGUCUUCCUACAGUAAACCUAAAAAUAUCUCCCUCCCUCCAUUUCCAGUGCUAUACCUUGCAGACCUGAAAUGACCCUAUAUGAGAGGGUCAUAACAGUACAGUCUAAUGGAGAAGAAAAAUGGCAAUGAGGUAAUGUAGUAAAACCAACUGUCUGAAAGAGCAUCUCUGAACUGCUCACCAAUUCUGUUUGCUCUUGCAACUCAGGCUACUUGUAUUGUCAUCCAACUCCAGGGCUGAAGGGCAUUUAUUGGUGUAACCCUGUGAAACCCUUGCUGCAGUCGCGAGUGCCAUGGGUGAUGGGUGCAGUCUCACGUUUGUGUGCCAGCUGCUGCGUGAUUGCGCAUCCCCAAUGAAAUCAGCACCAGCCCUGUGAACCCGGGGGGAGCUGCGCUUAUUCACACCAAAUCAGAUUUGCCCCAGCGCUCCAAAAUGAGCACUGUGAUACGAAAUUUGUAACAAUGACUAUUGGGAACCAGAGGUGGUUUCGCAGAAGGAUUAUUAUUUACUGCUUAAAUAGAAAUAUCUUAUUCUUACAGGGAUGGAAAAUGCUGCACUACAGUAAAUUUGGGAAGAUCCUGUAAGAUUUUGUUCCAAGAUGGAAUAAUGCCUUUCUUGAUGCCUUAGGGCCACCACCACCGUAAGCCACCAUUGCUGGUUUUUGUCAGGUUAGUUUGAAUCUGGCUCAGAUCCCUUGCUCUGCUUUGGCAUGCAGCUGUAGAAAUGCUUGAGCUGAAACAAAGUUAUGGGACAGGACGAGGCCGUACAGGAGAAGAACAGCUGUUUUGGUGGCAGAGCCAGCUUACAUCAAUUUAAAGUGAUCACAGAACUGUCACACAAGAUAGGCGAUUGCUCAUGUUCUCCACUGCUUAUGGUCAAGGACGCACCUGUAACUAUUUGGUUGCUUAACCAAUUGGUUUCCUAAGCUCAUUUUUGUAUAGGUUACAUGUAUAACCAAAAGCAAAUUAAAAAAACUAGUGUGUCAAAUAGCAAGUAAUUGUAACUGCCAACUCAAAAUUGUGGGGUUUAGCAUACAUAGGCCAUAAGAGCAUCUAAUUUUCCAUUCUUCUGGCUGGGUUUGUUAAUGUGAUGAUGAAAUAAACGACUCAUUAUCAAUGCAUUCCCACAGAAUAACCUCAACAACAGUACAAGGUGCAGUCUACUUGCAAAAUGUCUAAUCCAGUUAUUCUGUGUGUUUUUUUAAAAUAGCCUUCCUGGGGUGAAAUCACCACUUCUAAAAAGUGGAUUGUCAAAAUUUAACACGUUGAUGAACACAGGCUCCUUUCCCACUUCCCUGUGCUUGUGAACUGAGUUUGCAGGGAUGGUGGGUGUCAUGUGGUACUGGAUAUAUUUUGCUUCACCUGUCAUAUGCCUUAACUCACCACAGUGUUUUGCAUCUGGGUCAGCUGUAUUUUUGUCAAGCAUUAACAUGCAUAAGGGUUUGCCAGUCUUAAUAAAAUUGCUCCUGAAAACUGCAUUCUUCCACCUCUUUAUUGAAGCAGAUUAUAUUGUGUUUGAACUGUGUUUGAACUGAAGGUACACUCAUGUGAAAACUGUUAUAUUCAUAACCCACACCCAAGCAAUAACAAAGAGCUCAGUUAAUGAAAAUCACUCAAAGGAACUCACUGCCCACCCCCUCCAAGAUCAAUUAGAAAGAUUAUUCCAGCAUCCCUAAUGCUGCCAUGCUGCUGUUGUGCUGUAAAGCACCUGUUCCCUUUAGAAGGCUAAGGUAGGGAGUCUGUCAAUAAUGUGUAAUAAACAGUGCUGGGAAAAAAGCAUUCACCACUGCAAAGGACAACAUUUGGACAGUGUAGUAAAUAUAUAAGAUCUCCCUGUGAAGUUCAUAUUCAAAUGAACACAAGAACAGAAGGUCUGGGGCCAAAAGCUGUGGCCCAAAGCUGGAUUGCAGAGUCUGAAGCACCUUUUCAGACAAAGGCUGGCAAAACUCUUUCCCAGGGUGUUUGUGUCUUUGGAGGACACCUCAGCGUGGCUUCCUAAAGCUCAGUAGAUCAAGGAUCAGCUGGAAGAUGACUGUUCCUCCAAAGAGAGAAGAAAACAUCCUUUCUGGCAGUACACCAGCAAAUUCAGAUGAUGUUAACACUACAACAGACAGAGUAGCUGCCAGAGAAGAAAUGCGAUGUGUAGAGUGGGGAAUGCAACAUUUUGCUGCGUGGCUAUAAGCAUGGCAGUGUGGGCAAACCCUUGGCUGCUGGGACACGAUGAUGCUCCACUGGCUUCGGAGACAUACAGCAAAUUAUACCAGUUGAGAGUCUGGCUUUGUUGUGGAUAUUCCAGUUUCUAAAUGUGUUUGUUCUCUUCCCCUUUUUCCUCACCUCUGGUGUCUCUUUUGACAGCAACAGGUUUCUCUCAGGGAUUUAUUUUUCCCACUGCAGCCAAAGGUGGGCCUGAGCUUUAAUGAUGCAGAGCUGAAUGCUGGAGUUUCUUAAUAAUUGGCAAAAGUCUUAAAAACUGAGACUCUAGUAUUUAUCAAUAAUGAGAAACUGCUGUCAGAACCACUUUGAAUACUUGUCUGAUACUAAUUGUUCUGCCGAAAAUAGCCUAUUUUUUAGCUGUAUGAAAAAUUAGUAUUGCCAAAACAUUACUUCCCCUUGCAAAAAAUGCACCAAUCCUUCAAACAGCAUUAAAGAUAUAAUUCAUUGACUUAUGCAAAUGAAAAAUGUUCAUAAUCAUUUUGGUAAAUAUUUCAUUUAGUGUAAAUACAGAUCCCUUUUAACCUGCAAACAUAUGCAAAGGCAGGUGAGGUUUAUUUCAAACAGUUCACAACACAAAGGGCUGCUGCAUUUUUCAAGUUCAUCUUUCUGCCCACAUCUGGAGGCUAAAAGGGAGGAGAGAGGAGGGCAAACCUUUUUCUCCAAUGGUCAUGACUAAAUCACUGAAUAACUACUUUUUUGCUCUUUACAGCAGUGUUUUAAUAUGCAGUGUGAUUCACUUGCUGCACUAUGAAGGGAAAAGUGCCCCAACCCAAACAGCUAGGAACAGAAAUACUAAUCUUAACUACCCCUGUGUUUAAAUAAGAGGAUUUAUGGAGCACAGCAGGAAAAACUGAGGCAUUGAUUCCCUUUGAGCUAAACCCCCACUCUUUGCUCUCUAGCCACGCAAUUCAUUGGCCUAACACAUUCUGAUGCAUUAGUUUGGCCAUGUUAAUUCCUUUGAAAUAUGUUUCAACCCACUGUAUUUCCAAAAUCACAAAAUGGUUGAUUUAGCUUUAUGUGCUUACGCAUUGUUGGAAAGAUAGGAUGUUUCCUGUUUGACUUGUAGAGCUUACUAAUCACAUACUUCGGAUUUCUUGUCUGAGUCAUUAAUAAAAGCUUAUGAACUUC
Molecule: messenger RNA, 13872 nt
Organism: Aquila chrysaetos chrysaetos
Lineage: Eukaryota; Metazoa; Chordata; Aves; Accipitriformes; Accipitridae
Gene: MINAR1
Product: membrane integral NOTCH2 associated receptor 1
Exons: 7
Coding region: 256-3006 (916 amino acids)
Biological process (GO): negative regulation of cell population proliferation; negative regulation of TOR signaling
Cellular component (GO): plasma membrane
Source: RefSeq, a predicted model, not a curated record